GAUUUUGAGGGGUUGCAUUGGGGGUUAUAUAUUCCGGGUUGAUCCAAUCUUGUUUAUUUCUGUUUUUAAAAUUCUGAUAUCUCAACAAAACCUUGAUUUAACCUACAUCAUCUACAAAGCACGAACUACAACUCAUACCUAUUUAUACUGAACGACAUCUCUUCAAACAAACACAAACACAAAACAAACAACAACUACCGAACCAAAUUAAACAAAAAACCAUCACCGAAAAUGGACUCUUCACCACCAACAACCCCAACCAAAACCCGACAAUCACAAACCCCUCAGCAAACUUCUCCUCACCCCCAGGAUUCAUCCCCCGCCUGCCAAUCCGCCAUCAAACACUCCUCCUCGUGGAAGCCCAGCUCGCUCGACCGCCGCCUUAGCUGGAGCUCCCAGGACCAGAAGCACGCGCUGCAGAUGAGCGGCAUUGAUGGCGUGCGCUCGGGACACCAGGGUUUUACGGAGCGAUGAAUGCCUUUAAUCCAGUCGGGGGGGG
This is a messenger RNA of Trichoderma harzianum CBS 226.95, 499 nucleotides long. RefSeq lists its product as hypothetical. The coding region runs from base 232 to 474 and encodes 80 amino acids. NCBI's taxonomy places the organism in Eukaryota, Fungi, Ascomycota, Sordariomycetes, Hypocreales, Hypocreaceae. The record is from RefSeq and is a predicted model, not a curated record. The transcript has 3 exons.